Molecule: messenger RNA, 2259 nt
Organism: Arabis nemorensis
Lineage: Eukaryota; Viridiplantae; Streptophyta; Magnoliopsida; Brassicales; Brassicaceae
Source: the annotation of a GenBank genome assembly
AUGUCUGGCUUGCUCGGAAAAUUAUCUCCGGCCAAACGUGAAACCGGCAACAAUGAUCUUCCUCUGUUUUACGUAAACCAAACUUCCAUGGAGCCUCAGAGAUGUCCAAGAGGUACGCCUAGAGUUUCUGCCACACUCGCCGAGCUUCUUAUGAAUGUGGAGGAUGCAAGGAAUGACCAGAGUACAACUCGCCGGGCUUUGGAAAUGUCCUCACCUCUCACUUCUUCUGCAUCUUCUUUCAAUUCAUGGACCUCGGCUCCUGCUUCUUCAAUAUCUUCUUCCCCAUUUGUUCUUUCUUUCAACGACUUGACCUACAGCGUGAAGAUCCGGAAGAAGUUUGAGCCCCUUGCUUGCUGCGGGAGGCCACGAAAUGAUUCCGCGGUGAACACUAAGAUACUACUGAAUGGUAUUUCAGGUGAAGCCCGUGAAGGAGAGAUGAUGGCGGUUCUUGGAGCGAGUGGGUCUGGUAAGUCAACACUGAUCGAUGCAUUAGCCAAUCGGAUCGCCAAAGAUAGCCUAAAAGGCUCAAUUACUUUAAAUGGGGAAGUUCUUGAAUCCAGCCUGCAGAAAGUCAUAUCUGCUUAUGUUAUGCAAGACGACCUUCUCUUCCCUAUGCUUACGGUGGAGGAAACUCUAAUGUUCUCUGCAGAGUUCAGGCUCCCUCGCUCACUCUCCAAGAAGAAAAAGAAAGCAAGGGUUCAAGCUUUGAUUGACCAAUUGGGCCUGAGGAGCGCUGCAAAGACCGUGAUUGGUGAUGAAGGCCACAGAGGUGUGUCUGGAGGAGAAAGGAGACGGGUUUCAAUUGGAAUCGACAUAAUCCAUGACCCGAUUAUCCUCUUCCUCGACGAGCCAACCUCGGGACUUGACUCUACAAGUGCCUACAUGGUUAUCAAAGUGCUUCAGAGAAUCGCACAGAGUGGCAGCAUAGUUAUCAUGUCCAUCCAUCAGCCUAGUUACAGAAUCAUGGGUUUGCUAGAUCGGUUAAUCUUCCUUUCCAGGGGAAACACAGUUUACAGCGGCUCACCAACACAUCUCCCUCGGUUCUUUUCAGAAUUCGAUCACCCGAUUCCUGAAAACGAGAACAAAACAGAGUUCGCGCUCGAUCUUAUCCGGGAGCUAGAAAAUUCGGCAGAAGGAACCAAGGAACUUGUCGAGUUCCAAAAGCGAUGGCGGACAAAGCAGGCAUCGAGGUACAACAACGGUAGCAGAAACAACAAUGUCUCUCUCAAAGAAGCGAUAACCGCGAGUAUUUCCAGGGGAAAACUUGUCUCCGGAGCAACAAACAACUCCACAAACCUAACACCUUCAUUCCAAACAUUCGCCAACCCAUUCUGGAUCGAAAUGAUCGUCAUAGGCAAACGUUCAAUACUAAACUCGAGAAGACAACCUGAGCUAUUCGGAAUGCGUCUAGGAGCUGUAAUGGUCACAGGAAUCAUCCUAGCUACAAUGUUCACUAAACUAGACAAUUCCCCAAAAGGAGUCCAAGAACGACUAGGAUUCUUCGCAUUCGCAAUGUCCACAACAUUCUACACAUGUGCAGAAGCAAUCCCAGUCUUUCUACAAGAACGUUACAUAUUCAUGAGAGAAACUGCUUACAACGCUUACCGGAGAUCUUCCUACGUCCUCUCUCAGUCAAUAAUCUCGAUCCCUUCACUCAUCUUCCUCGCCGCAAGCUUUGCAGCCACAACAUUCUGGGCCGUUGGUCUCGCCGGCGGAGCCGAUGGAUUCCUCUUCUUCUUCCUCACAAUCUUAGCCUCGUUUUGGGCAGGAAGCUCCUUCGUGACGUUCUUAUCCGGCGUCGUAUCAAACGUAAUGCUCGGAUUCACCGUCGUAGUAGCGAUCCUCGCGUAUUUCCUCUUAUUCUCCGGAUUCUUCAUCUCUAGAGAUCGAAUCCCUCUCUACUGGAUCUGGUUCCAUUACCUCUCGCUAGUGAAAUACCCUUACGAAGGAGUAUUGCAGAACGAAUUCGAAGAUCCGACGAAAUGCUUCGUCCGUGGGAUUCAGAUAUUCGACAACUCGCCGCUUGGUCAGUUUCCGAAUGCCGUGAAAUUGAGUUUGUUGAAGAGUAUGAGCGGAGUUUUGGGGAUCAAUGUUACGGCGGAGACUUGCGUGACGACGGGAGUGGAUAUACUGAAGCAGCAAGGAAUCACAGAUAUAAGCAAAUGGAAUUGUUUGUGGAUCACUGUGGCUUGGGGAUUCUUUUUUAGGGUUUUGUUUUAUUUCACAUUGUUGAUCGGAAGCAAGAACAAACGGAGGUGA